GACUGUUGCUACAGCUCUGUGGGUGGGUAGAUGUGGAGUGCAGGAGAAGGGUGGCUGUAAACUGUUAAGAUAUUUUUUCCCCCUCGCCUUUGCAAAGGGAAGGAGCCGCUCUUGCGGUGCUGCAGUGGUUUUCCCGAGCCCCCGGUGAGGAGGACCUCUCCCACGAUGUCAGACUGCGAGGGACUGCCUGUGGAUGACAGUGCCUCUGCUGCAAGCAGUAUGGAGGUUACAGAUCGCAUUGCCUCUCUGGAGCAGCGUGUCCAGAUGCAGGAAGAUGACAUCCAGCUGCUCAAAUCUGCCCUUGCUGAUGUGGUCCGACGCUUGAAUAUUACAGAGGAGCAGCAGGCCAUGCAGAACAAGAAAGGACCUACCAAAGCAAGACCACUGGUACAAACCCUGCCUUUAAGGACUACAGUUAACAAUGGAACUGUAUUACCAAAGAAACCAAGUGGCUCUUUACCUUCUCCAUCAGGAAACAGAAAGGAGACUGUAUCACCAGCAGCAAAAAGCAGGUCUGUGAAUCUUCUCAAUGCAUGCAAACUGAAAAAGCCUGCUCUAAGCACCAUUAAGAGAACCAGUUCAGCUGAGCGUGUGUCCCCAGGAGGUCGGAGGGAAAGCUAUGGAGAUUCCAAAGGGAGUCGCAACCGCACUGGUUCCACCAGCAGUUCAUCUAGUGGUAAAAAGAACAGUGAAAGCAAACCCAAGGAACCAAUGUUCAGUGCAGGGAAGCGCCGUGUGACACACUGCAAAGUAACUCUACAGAUGUCACUGACUCCAAAACUGCUUGAUUCGCAUGCGAACAAGGCUGAACCCCUUGAUCUGCCGAUGGAGCAGCAAGAGCCAGCACGUUCUGAAUCUGGACAAACUUCAUCAGAAGUUCACAGGACACCCACUUUGGCCUUGCCACUUCCCAAAAGUCCUAGUCAGACCUUCAUGGCAUUUGCCAGAUCUCCUAGUUUUAUAAGCCCCAUGAAGUCCCCAAAGGAAGGAUACGUAAAAAUGUUUCUUCGUGGACGUCCUGUUACCAUGUACAUGCCCAAAGAGCAAGUGGAAUCUUACAAUUUGGAAGCAAAAGUAGAACUACCAGCCAAGAGGCUUAAACUGGAAUGGGUCUAUGGAUACAGGGGUCGGGACUGUCGCAGCAAUCUCUACCUCCUGCCAACGGGCGAGACCGUGUAUUUCAUCGCGUCUGUAGUUGUGUUAUUCAAUGUCGAAGAGCAGCUUCAGAGGCAUUACACUGGGCAUAAUGAUGAUGUGAAGUGCCUGGCUGUUCAUCCUGAUAGGAUCACUAUAGCAACAGGGCAAGUUGCAGGGACAUCCAAGGAUGGGAAACAAUUGCCACCACAUGUGCGUGUCUGGGAUUCUGUGACUCUGAAUACACUGCACGUCAUUGGAAUGGGAUUUUUUGACCGAGCUGUCACUUGCAUUGCUUUUUCUAAAUCUAAUGGAGGAAGCAGCCUGUGCUCUGUGGAUGACUCCAACGACCAUGUGCUUUCAGUGUGGGACUGGCAGAAAGAAGAAAAGCUGGCAGAUGUCAAGUGCUCUAAUGAGGCUGUAUUUGCUGCAGAUUUUCACCCUACUGAUACAAAUAUAAUAGUUACUUGUGGAAAAUCACACCUUUAUUUUUGGACGCUAGAAGGGAAUUCCCUUAUCAAAAAGCAAGGAUUAUUUGAGAAACAAGAGAAGCCAAAGUUUGUCCUGUGUGUGACCUUUUCUGAAAAUGGUGAUACUAUUACAGGAGACUCAAGUGGAAACAUUUUGGUUUGGGGGAAAGGUACCAACAGAAUAAGCCACGCAGUUCAAGGAGCACACGAGGGUGGAAUAUUUGCACUGUGUAUGCUGCGAGAUGGCACACUGGUAUCAGGAGGUGGAAAAGACCGAAAGCUGAUAUCUUGGAAUGGAAAUUACCAAAAAAUUCACAAAACUGAGAUUCCAGAGCAGUUUGGUCCAAUAAGAACAGUAGCAGAAGGAAAAGGGGACGUUGUAUUAAUAGGAACCACAAGAAACUUUGUCCUACAGGGCACGCUGUCAGGAGAUUUUUUCCCAAUUACCCAGGGUCACACUGAUGAGCUUUGGGGACUUGCAGUCCAUUCCUCUAAGCCUCAGUUCUUCACAUGUGGACAUGACAAACACAUUACACUCUGGGACGCAACCACUCACCAUCCUAUCUGGGACAAGAUUAUAGAGGAUCCAGCACAGUCUUCAGGUUUUCAUCCUUCAGCAUCUGUUGUUGCAGUAGGGACACUGACUGGAAGGUGGUUUGUGUUUGACACAGAAACAAAAGACUUGGUCACUGUACACACAGAUGGAAAUGAACAGCUGUCUGUAAUGCGUUAUUCACCAGAUGGAAACUUCUUAGCAAUAGGUUCCCAUGACAACUGUAUUUAUAUAUAUGGUGUAAGUGAAAAUGGAAGAAAGUACACUAGAAUUGGCAAAUGUUCAGGUCAUUCCAGCUUCAUUACUCAUCUGGAUUGGUCUGUUAAUUCACAAUAUCUUGUGUCUAAUUCAGGAGACUAUGAAAUCUUAUACUGGAUCCCCUCUGCUUGUAAACAAGUUGUGAGUGUUGAAACAACUAGGGAUAUAGAAUGGGCCACUUACACCUGUACUUUAGGAUUCCAUGUUUUCGUUUUGAAGGAUCCAGUUUCCCCAGCGUAGUCUGGAGCCUUGUACUCAUUCUAUAAUAUGUGCAGAACUGGAUAGAUGGUUACAAACACUGAGUAUGAGAAGCUUCAAACUCUUGAGUCCUCAAGAGGAAAUAGGAAGCCAUGGUAGAAGUUCAGAGAAGGGUCUAGUUUAGUAUAAGUGGUAAGCAAGGAAUAUUUGCAGCCAUGUUUCAAGUAGAAUAGAUUGCAGUGAUGUGUUUGAAGGCAGCCAUAAAGGACAUGUUUUCAGUGCCUGAAGAUGCUAUGGCAGUAGCAGUAUGCUGGGAAAACACGUUCAAAUUUUCUGUCAUUUAGCUGACAAGCAGUGCUUGGAUAUCACUUGGAUAUCACAGCAUGCAGAUUAAGUAAAAGCAGGAAAUUCUGGAAGAUUGGCUGCAUGUUGGCAUAAUGUAUUUUUCAUUUAAGGGAUAGAGGCCCUUAAGGAACUAUAAAAAUAUUUCUGGGGUUUGAGUACACCCUACACAUAGUUACAGAGCUACAAAGUCUUUGCAUUUAACAUCACAGGUUCAGAUACUCUGAGAUACUAAAUACUUUAUGUGAGGGUUCCUUACUUUUUAAUUCAGACUCCUGCAAUAUACAGUGCUAUUAUAAUCUGGGGCUGCUUUUGGUGCAUAGAAAGUCAGAGGAGAGAGGCAUAUCACACUUGAGAGGGAUUCUUCCCAUUCCUUGCAACAGAUCAGCUUUUUGAGACGAAAUAAUCUAUGGAGGGGGGAGGAGAGAUGACUUUGCUAAAGCUGAAGUGUUACAAAACCCAACACUUUAAAAAUAUUUCUUUAAUAAAAGACAUACUACAAUUUGAUGAUAAACCCAGUUAAUGUCUACUGCUUUCAGUAGGGAAGGAGUAGUUUUGAAAGUUGAAAUAAGUCAGGUAUUUUCUAAGUAUUUGAGUGUGAUCAACCUCGUUGUAUCGGUAAAAACAAUUGGUUACUGUCAUCAUGAGACCUUUAGUACUUAUUUUCAACACCUCACAGAGAACAGGCAAAGUACUGAGAAACUGCAGAAUGAAUGCAAUAUCUGCAGGAUCAUAUAUCUACACCUUCAGAGCCUAUAUGGAGAGGCUAAAGAGCAGGGUGGCUAGAAUAAUAUAUUGAAGAAGCACAUAGAUAAUGAGUUGGAAACCAAACCAUUUUUAUUGGAAGUCCAUCUGUACUUUGGGGCCUCAGAGCAGACAGUUAGAACAGUCUUCACACGCUUACUGGGAUUGCUUCACUGGACACAGAAACUGCAAUCACAGCAUCCAGGAUGUGAGGCUUCUAGUGUAUUGAUUGUUCAGUAGCUAUGGCUGACUGAAACUAGGGAUGUUUCCUCUCUCUGGUAGAACCACAUAAAAAUCCCAAAUUAUGCAUAGCACAUGCAGAUCAGCAUAACCAAUGCAGGGGGAAAAGGGAACACUGGUCCCUUGAACACCUGUCUUUGAGCAUGGGAACAGAUUAGUCAGUCUGGAAGAGUUUAGAGAUGAUUCAAAUGAAAAUCAAUAUCAUGUAAAAAAUUGUGCUUGAGGGAGGAUGUUUUAGUGACACAAACACAUAAAUGUGAAGGAGCAAAGACUUUAAAACACUUACUGAUCUAUAAGCUCUUUCAAGAGCCAUGUGCUGCUGGAUACACAAGUAAGGUAUCAGUUCAUAGCACAUGUCCAGUUUUGAAAAAAAUAGCAUUUGAGGUCAAGGACAGGAACAGAAGAAAUCUAAGAUACUCUACAAAGCCUGAUAAUGUUUCAAGCAAAGCAGAGGUCAGACUGGUUGUAUUCAAAACCAACUAGAACACUGUAAAUUGAAUAUUAUGUUUGUUUGAAUAUAUUUACUAAUAGCAUGCGUGAUAAAUCAGCAUGUAAAGUUUUUAGGUGGUGUAAAGCUGCAGGAUUAGCAAGUUGUCUCGAGAAACAGCAGAGUGGUGUGAAAAAAGGAAGGAAUUCAAUAGAGCCAAAGAGGAGGCUCCUCACUAGAAUGGCAGAACCCAGUUGUACAAAUGCAGAACAGAUGAGAGCAGAUCUGUACAGAAGGAUCAGAUUACUCUUGCAUACAAACUAAACAUGAGUCAACAGCAUUAUGCUGUUGUAGGAAAGGAAGAUACAUUAGUGGGAUGUGUAAUGAAAGGGAUGUCAUGCAGAAUGUGAAGCUGAAGAAUGAAAUCAUCCAUUUAUCAGUAUUGGCUUCAGUCACAGCUGGAAUGGCUGCUGCUGUUUUUUGCGCAUUGGACCAACAGAUAAUGUGCUGACUAGCAAGAAUAAUUAAUUAUCCAUCUAAAUAUUGUUCUGAGAGAAGAGAGUAAUGAAUGAAUUCUAGAGAAGAGGAGGAGAAAAUAGCAUGGCAUCAGUCUUCA
Molecule: messenger RNA, 4982 nt
Organism: Cyanistes caeruleus (blue tit)
Lineage: Eukaryota; Metazoa; Chordata; Aves; Passeriformes; Paridae
Source: RefSeq, a predicted model, not a curated record